Molecule: messenger RNA, 2749 nt
Organism: Durio zibethinus
Lineage: Eukaryota; Viridiplantae; Streptophyta; Magnoliopsida; Malvales; Malvaceae
Product: catalytics
Biological process (GO): carbohydrate metabolic process
Cellular component (GO): chloroplast
Source: RefSeq, a predicted model, not a curated record
GCUCCAAAAUAUUUGCUCCUCUUCUUCUUCUUUCAUUCCCCCACCGCAACCUAAACUGCCUCUACUAUAUAAUACCAAUUCUUCUUCUUUUUCUUCAUAAUCCUAUGCCAAAAACUCUGCUUCUCUCUUCUUCUUCUUUCUUCUUUUCUCGCCAUAACAAAUUCUCUUCAUUACCCAGAAAAUUCCUAUAUCCCUCUACUCACUUUCCUUCACUCUCUUGGCCUUUCUCGGGCGUUUUCCCUCGACCCAUUCACGCUUGCAAGGUCUUCACCAUGGCUGAAAGGACCACGACUUCAAGUUCACACUCCCAAAAGUAUACUAAUCGCCUCGCAGCGGAGCAUAGUCCUUAUCUUCUUCAACAUGCUCAUAACCCGGUUGAUUGGUAUCCUUGGAGCGAAGAAGCUUUUGCAGAAGCAAGAAAAAGAGACGUGCCAAUAUUCUUAUCAAUUGGAUACAGUACCUGCCACUGGUGUCAUGUUAUGGAGGUGGAGUCUUUUGAAAAUGAAGAGGUUGCAAAGUUGUUGAAUGAUUGUUUUGUGAGUAUUAAGGUGGAUCGAGAAGAAAGACCAGAUGUUGACAAGGUGUACAUGACAUAUGUGCAGGCUUUGUAUGGUGGUGGAGGUUGGCCGUUGUCUGUCUUCCUUUCACCUGAUUUAAAACCCUUAAUGGGAGGAACUUACUUUCCUCCUGAGGAUAAGUAUGGAAGGCCCGGAUUCAAGACCAUUCUUAGAAAGGUGAAGGAUGCUUGGAAUAAUAAAAAGGACAUGCUUGUUAAAAGUGGAGCCUUUGCUAUUGAACAGUUGUCAGAAGCAUUGUCAGCUAGUGCAGCUUCAAAUCAAUUGCCAGAUGGGCUUCCAGAAAAUGCAUUACAGUUGUGUGCAGAGCAGCUGUCUAAAAGUUAUGAUUCAAGGUUUGGAGGGUUUGGAUCUGCUCCUAAGUUUCCUAGACCAGUUGAGAUUCAAUUGAUGCUCUAUUAUUCCAAAAAAUUAGGGGAAAUCGGAAAACCAGGGGGAGCAAAAGAAAGUCUGAAAAUGGUUCUCUUUAGCCUGCAAUGCAUGGCAAGAGGAGGUAUUCAUGACCACAUUGGAGGCGGUUUUCAUAGAUAUAGUGUGGAUGAAUGCUGGCAUGUUCCUCAUUUUGAGAAAAUGCUGUAUGACCAAGGGCAACUUGCCAAUGUUUACUUGGAUGUUUUUUCCAUCACUAGGGAUGUUUUCUAUUCCUUUAUCGCCCGUGAUAUCCUUGAUUAUUUGAGAAGAGAUAUGAUUGGGUCAGAAGGUGGAAUCUUUUCGGCAGAGGAUGCUGAUAGUGCUGAAUUUGAAGGUGCAACCAGGAAAAAGGAGGGAGCCUUCUACAUAUGGACAAGCAAAGAGAAUGCUCAAUCUUUCUUGUUUAAGAUUGAUGGCAUUCUUGGAGAGCACACAAAUCUUUUUAAGGAGCACUACUAUGUAAAGCCCUCAGGAAAUUGUGAUCUUUCUAGAAUGAGUGACCCACAUAACGAAUUCAAGGGGAAGAAUGUGGUCAUUGAAGGAAAUGAUUCUUCAGCACUGGCAUCAAAACUUGGCAUGCCAUUCCAAGAGUAUUUUGAUGUUCUAGGUGAAUGCAAAAAGAAGCUUUUUGAUGUAAGGUCAAAGCGACCUAGGCCACAUUUGGAUGAUAAGGUUAUUGUAUCGUGGAAUGGACUUGCAAUUUCAUCUUUUGCAAGAGCAUCUAAAAUCCUCAAGGGUGAACGACAGGGCACGGAUUUCAACUUUCCUGUUGUUGGCUGUGAUCCUAAGGAGUACAUGGAAGUUGCAGAGAAGGCAGCAAGUUUUAUUAGAAGACAUCUGUACAAUGAGCAAACACACAGGCUUCAGCAUAGUUUUAGGAAUGGCCCAUCCAAAGCACCCGGGUUUUUAGAUGAUUAUGCUUUCUUAAUUUCAGGAUUGCUGGAUCUUUAUGAGUGUGGUGGUAGUAUUGAUUGGCUGGUUUGGGCGACUGAACUCCAGGAUAUGCAGGCGAGAGCUGAUGAGUUAUUCCUUGAUAGAGAAGGUGGAGCCUAUUUCAACACUCCAGGAGAAGACCCUUCAGUUCUUCUCCGAGUAAAGGAAGAUCAUGAUGGAGCAGAACCAUCAGGAAACUCAGUCUCUGCAAUCAAUCUUGCGAGAUUGGCCUCCAUGGUUUCUGGCAGUAAAUCUGAUCAUUACAGUCAGAUUGCAGAGCAUCUUCUGGCUGUUUUUGAGACCAGAUUGAAGGAAAUGGCAAUGGCAGUGCCACUGAUGUGUUGUGCAGCCGAUUUGCUUUCCAUUCCUUCCAGGAAGCAAGUUGUCUUGGUUGGCCAUAAGCCUUCGGUAGAGUUUGAAAACAUGCUUGCUGCUGCUCAUACCUCAUAUGAUCCCAACAAAACAGUAAUUCAUAUAGAUCCAACCAACACAGCAGAUAUGGAAUUUUGGGAAGCAAAUAAUGGCAAGGUUGCCCUCGUGGCAAGAAACAAUUUUGCAGCUGACAAGGUGAUUGCUCUUGUAUGCCAAAAUUUCACAUGCAGCCCUCCUAUAAGCAGCCCUAAAUCCCUAGAAGAUCUGCUCUCAAAGAACACUCCCUCGGCUGUAUGAGUCGGUCAGAAACUGCUCUGAAAGUUUUAUUAGAGCCUAGAGGUUUAUUUACAUAACAGUAUGAUCAAAUUUUGCAAGAAACAGAGGCAAAUGUUCACUUGUAAUAAAUAUACCAUAUAGAGUGAAUAAAUAAAUGUAACAGGUAUGGUAAUAUUGCUUUC